Molecule: messenger RNA, 2418 nt
Organism: Chanos chanos (milkfish)
Lineage: Eukaryota; Metazoa; Chordata; Actinopteri; Gonorynchiformes; Chanidae
Gene: ntrk1
Product: neurotrophic tyrosine kinase, receptor, type 1
Exons: 16
Coding region: 1-2394 (797 amino acids)
Biological process (GO): positive regulation of phosphatidylinositol 3-kinase/protein kinase B signal transduction; positive regulation of kinase activity; positive regulation of neuron projection development
Cellular component (GO): axon; signaling receptor complex; plasma membrane
Molecular function (GO): ATP binding; transmembrane receptor protein tyrosine kinase activity; neurotrophin binding
Source: RefSeq, a predicted model, not a curated record
AUGGCUGUGAGGGCUGAGUGCCUAAUGGCACUGGUGCUGACCAUGGUGCUGACCCAGGUCGUACCAACCCUGAGCGGUUGCCCUGGCGCCUGCCGUUGCUCCUUUGCCAUGCUGCAGUGCCUGGAGUACGAUGGAAUUGCCAGCAUACCAGCUCUGGCACCACAGGAGAGCGAAAACGUCACUGAAAUUUAUAUUGAGAAUCAAGUCAACCUGGAGAACAUCACAAAUAUUGACCUUGCCAACUACAAGGAACUAAAGAAUCUCACGGUAACCGAUUGUGGGCUGGUAUACAUCUCGGACAAUGCCUUCCAGGAUAACCUCAAGCUCCAGUAUGUGAACCUGGCUUCCAAUUUCUUGAGGGUUAUCAGCUGGAGGGUGUUUAAUACUGUUCCUCUACUGAACCUAGUUUUGAGGGGUAACCCGCUUGCCUGCUCUUGUGACAUAUACUGGCUCAAGCAGUGGAUGAAAAGUAAACGAGGGGACAUUGACGCCCAGCAGACCUGCCAGCUGAAUAACAAAACCACUCAUUAUGUUGAGACAUUUGUCAUGGAAAACUGCAGUGUUCCUGAGGUCUCAAUCCGCCCAGCCAGGCUAACCAUCAAAGAGGGGGGGGAUCUGACUUUUGAGUGCCAGGUGACAGGAGUGCCCACACCCAUCAUUAACUGGCGUACAGACCAACUCCAGUCGAACUGGACUAUGCAGAGACGGAUAUGGGGCUCUACCUUGGAGAUUGUCCUGCAUCUGUGGAAUGUCUCCUCUGGAGACAACUUGCACAACUUGACCUGCGAGGCUGAGAACAGAGCGGGGCCAGGAGAAGCUAUGGUGCAGCUAAACAUUGAAUUUGCCGUGAAAAUCCUGUUUCUUAGGGAGGCAGAGCAGCAGCACCAUUGGUGUUUCCCAUUUGCUGUGGAUGGCAAUCCUGCUCCGAGCAUCCGCUGGCUUUACAAUUACACUGAGCUCAACGAGACAAAUUACACCUAUACGCAACUCAUUCCAGAUGCUGAUGAUGGCUCAGUGCAGCAUGGAUGCCUUUUCCUUGACAAACCCACCCACCUAAACAAUGGCUUCUAUACCCUCAUUGUGAAGAAUAAGCAUGGUGCUGAUAAUGCCACAGCCACUGGCAAAUUCAUGGACAAUCCUUUUGACCCCUUGGAUCCAGAGGGUAUCAUCCCUGCAUUUCCAUCAAAUCAACCCAAAAAGGACGUCACUGAGAACCUGGAGAGCAGGGUCUUUGGGGUGUCUGUGGCUGUGGGUUUGGCCGUCUUUGCCUGUACCUUCCUCCUCAUCAUGGUUUUGGUCAUCAAUAAGUGCGGCCAACACUCCAAAUUUGGUAUUCACCGUUCAUCCGUUCUGGGCACAGAGGAUGACCUUGCUGUAUCACUCCGUUUCAUGAACUUUGGAGGCAGUCCUCCUUCCUCAGAUGAUGGCACCUUGGAUGCUGGACUGUCCAGUUUUGUGGAGAAUCCUCAGUAUUUCUGUGGCAUUAUCAAAGAUAAGGACAUGUGUGUGCAGCACAUUAAGAGGCAGGACAUUGUGCUGAAGUGGGAGCUGGGAGAGGGAGCCUUUGGAAAAGUUUAUCUGGCAGAAUGCGCCAACCUCUGUCCAGACACUGACAAGAUGCUGGUGGCCAUCAAGACUCUGAAGGAUGCCAAUGAGUCCACUCGGCAGGACUUCCAGCGUGAGGCAGAGCUUCUAACAGUACUACAGCAUGAGCAUAUUGUGCGUUUCUAUGGUGUCUGCACUGAUGGAGAACCACUGGCCAUGGUGUUUGAGUACAUGAAACAUGGUGACCUCAACCGCUUCCUCAGGGCUCAUGGUCCAGAUGCACGGAUCCUGGAUGAGAUGAAGAUGCCACCUAUGGGUCAGCUCACUCUGCCUCAGAUGCUCCACAUCGCAGCCCAGAUUGCCUCAGGCAUGGUCUACUUGGCUUCACUCCACUUUGUGCACAGAGACCUGGCCACAAGGAACUGUUUGGUCGGAGAAGGCCUUGUGGUGAAGAUUGGUGACUUUGGAAUGUCAAGAGACAUCUACAGUACAGACUACUACAGGGUUGGUGGCCGGACCAUGCUGCCCAUUCGCUGGAUGCCACCAGAAAGCAUCAUGUACAGGAAGUUCACCACAGAGAGUGAUAUCUGGAGUUUUGGUGUGGUGCUCUGGGAAAUAUUCACCUAUGGCAAACAGCCCUGGUACCAACUCUCCAAUAGUGAGGCAAUAGAGUGCAUUACGCAAGGUCGGGAGCUGGAGCGACCGCGCACCUGUCCGAAAGAGGUACACCUGCUGAUGCAAGGCUGCUGGCAGCGGGAACCUCAGCAGAGGCUUGUCAUAAAGGACAUCUACAAUCGCCUGGUAGCCCUCGUCAAGAACCCUCCGGUUUACUUGGACAUCCUGGAGUAGUGCCAGCCUGUUUGAGGAGUGGCC